AUGGCCGAGUCAAAAUCAACUUCUGAGGCUGGGUGGGAGACUCCAGAGGAGACGGAUACGGAGAUUGACUUCACGAAGCCACCCCCAAGCGACGAGGAAAUGGGAUGGAAACCGUCGGACACGUUCUUCGCGACGAAUCUUGAUGCACUUGACUUGAGCGUACCGUUGGAAAAAUUCAACGAGGGGGUGAUGAGCAAGGUGUGGAAAAUGCGUCUCCGAGCAGGCUGGAAGGAAGCACCGUCCCGUCCGGCCGUCCUCAAAAAGUCCUGUGCACAGCUCGUGGGACUCCGAGAUUUCGACAACUUCAGUGUUGUCUAUGCGAAGCCCCCGGAGAGCCACGUGUACACCAAAACAGGUACCACCAUUAUCCUGCCGUCUGCAGAUGAUAGGUAUAGAGAUUUGCCACCUGACUCCCUGGCGGAAACAGAUACUGACGUGUCCCAGCUGCUCAAGGUGCCCUACACAUUCGUCGAUUCCAAGGAAUUAGUCACGAGCAUGCUCGAUGUUUUGCCAACAUCUCACUCAGAGCAACCGCAACUCAGUAUAGACCUUGAAGGUCUUGAUCUUGGCAAGAAGAAAGGUGAGAUCCACUUGGUGCAGCUUUACGAUUCUUUCAGCCACCAUCUCUAUAUCAUCGACGUAUGCACGCUGGGCCCUGCAGCAUUCUCCACCCCAGCCAGUGAUGGCAAAAUGACAUUGAGAAGGAUCCUGCAGUCAGCUUGGAUCUUCAAACUCUUUUGUGAUGUUCGCAGUGACUCUCGUGCUCUGUUCCAAGAGUUUGAGAUCCAUCUUCGUGGCAUCAAAGACAUCCAGAACAUUGAGCUGGCCUCUCGCCGGGAUCCCACAGGACGCCAGUGGCGACGUGGUCUACCUCGAUUGAUUGACCGAUAUGCUGACUUGUCCAAAGAGCAGAUGAACGAAUUCCAGGCAUACAAGAACAAUGGUAGAGAGAUCUGCGAGAAGUGGGGAUUCGUUCAAUUCAGUGUACGCCCGCUCCGCAAAGACCUCACAGUGUAUGCGGCCAACGACGUGUUGUAUUUGCCACGGAUAUACAGCAAUCUGAUCAAAGACAUGUCGUCGGAGCGGUCUCAAAGUGCUGAUGCUGCAACGCAGGAGAGCAUCCUCCGAACACAUUGUCUCGACUACGACCCGGACCAGAGUGGAAUGCGGAUGAGUGCUGCAGACUGGCAUUGUGACUAUCCUGACGAUCAUCUGCCCAAUGCGAACAUUUUUUGGGAGCCAUAA
This is a messenger RNA of Endocarpon pusillum Z07020, 1245 nucleotides long. RefSeq lists its product as uncharacterized. The record is from RefSeq and is a predicted model, not a curated record. Lineage: Eukaryota; Fungi; Ascomycota; Eurotiomycetes; Verrucariales; Verrucariaceae. The transcript has a single exon. Gene Ontology annotation, molecular function: 3'-5' exonuclease activity; nucleic acid binding. Gene Ontology annotation, biological process: nucleobase-containing compound metabolic process. The coding region runs from base 1 to 1245 and encodes 414 amino acids.